AUGCGUCGAACAUUUAUGCGUGUGCAGCUCAAAAACCUAGGCAAGUUUAGCCUAUUUCGCCAGGAAGGAGCUUCAUCUAUUUGGCUGGCUCUUUGUUGUACAAACGGAUCUCAUUUGGCCAAGACUGUCGAGUACCCAAAGUACACACUAACCUAUCAGCCGAGCGUAGCUCAACAGGCGUUACGAAGACAAGUCUGGUUGAACUUGGAUCACCCUGGGCCGCCGUCAAUCGUUUCUAUUCCUGCACGCCGAUUGCGUAGAACCGAUGUCGGCAGUUCCAUUAACAGGCCACUCUUCGUUUCUAUCGAUCGUUGUCCGGCUGUUCCUGGCACACGCCGAAAAAUAUUCACCAUGGGCACCUGGAGGCCUUCCAAUAUGACGGCCACGCUGUUGGAGUACGGGUAUCAUACUUCCAUGUGUAUUUACUACGAUGAUAGUGUGGAACAAGCCACAGCGACUAAAGAAGCUCUCGUACUGCACAUCCUGGUGGAAGGUAACACUUGCCCGCAGCACUUUUCCCCCGCAUCCAACGCUAAGUUGCAUCACAUGGUCGCCUACUUACGCACGGCUUUUAUCCAAUGCAAACUGGAUGGCACUUAUCGCGGGGACGCAGUGGAUAAACUUCUACCAGCAGGCGAACAAUGCUUCCUUUCAAAUCCACUCAACGAGGAGGAACCAACAACAGACGGAGUACCUGGUGUGCGGAAGAACUACUUCUGCCCUCAAGGAUUUGAAAAGAAUGAGCUUCUUUGGUCUGGACGCAACGAUACUACAGGCCCCUUUGCUGAAGUCCGACUCUGGCUUUGUUGUCGUAAAUUAAGUCCAGAGGCUCAGGAGAAGGCCAAAUCGAAACAAUACCCCUUCCCGUCCUACAUGAAACAGGUCUCCGCCUUUGCUACACUCAUGCUCGGGACAAGCUGCCCAGAAUACGUGGACCAGAAAACAAAGUUGUCAGCGGAGUUUAUCCCAGUCAUGCAAACAGAAGCAUAUUCAACACUGGAACUGUUCGGAAACAACAACCCGGUGGAUAUCAUCGAUUCAGUCACCGGAGUACGAGCAGUUCUUUCUGUCUGCAAAUACUCACAGCCACGU
Messenger RNA from Dibothriocephalus latus, 1092 nucleotides. The record is from the annotation of a GenBank genome assembly. NCBI's taxonomy places the organism in Eukaryota, Metazoa, Platyhelminthes, Cestoda, Diphyllobothriidea, Diphyllobothriidae.